ACCAUAGACAAGUGAUGCGUAUGGGAGGAGGCGGCGGCUGUAGUCUGUGCUACUUCCCCACUGAUCCCUGUAAUGGCUGCUGCUGAGGAUCAGUGGGCUGCUUUCCCUACGUGUAUGAUGCUAUAGCUUCUCAGGAAUCGAUACUCCCAGAGGUAGCAAGAUGGAGGAGCGUGCCAACUUAAUGAAUAUGAUGAAGGUCAGCAUAAAAGUAUUGAUCCAGUCCGCUCUUAAUCUGGGUAGAAGUCUGGAUUCUGAUUACCCGCCGCUGCAGCAAUUUUUUUUUGUGAUGGAGCAUUGUCUGAAACAUGGAUUAAAAGUGAAGAAAAGCUUCAUUGGGCAGAAUAAAUCUUUCUUUGGCCCGCUGGAACUGGUGGAAAAACUUUGCCCUGAAUCUUCUGAUAUAUUUGCAAACAUUAGAAAUCUUCCUGAAAUUAAGACAUCUGUUGGGCGAGGGAGGGCUUGGCUGCACCUUUCAUUGAUGCAAAAGAAGUUAGCGGAUUACUUGCAACUUCUUCUAGACCACAAGGCACUGCUAAGCGACUUUUACGAGCAUGGCGCUUUAAUGAUGGAGGAAGAGGGGGCUGUGAUUGUUGGCCUUCUCGUGGGUCUGAACAUGAUCGAUGCAAAUUUGUGCCUUAAAGGAGAAGAUUUGGAUUCUCAGGUUGGAAUCAUUGACUUUUCUUUCUGUCUUAAGGAUACCCAGAUGAAUGAUGACAAUGAAAAAAAAGCAGAUGAAAUUGCCUCUGUUCUUGAUCAGAAACACUAUGUAGAAGAACUAAACAGACACCUAAGCUGCACAGUGGGAGACCUUCAAUCAAAAAUUGAUUACCUGGAGAAGACCAAUGCAAAGCUAAAUGACGAGCUUGUUGCAGCAAAGGAUCGUAUUGUAUCACUACAGGAUGAACAUAAUCAGCUAUUACAAGAGAGCACACUUCUACGGAAGAAAAGUGAAAGAAGCGUUGAGGUAAAUAUGCAAGAUACGAAAGUUGAAUUAGAAACUUAUAAACAGACCCGCCAAGGACUGGAUGAGUUGUAUAAUGAAACCCUGAAGCAGCUAAAAGUAGAAAAACAAGCUCGACUGGAACUUGAAAAAGAGCUAGAAUUGCAGCUUAGCAUGAAGACUGAAAUGGAAAUGGCGAUGAAACUGCUCGAAAAGGAUGUUCAUGAAAAGCAAGACACGCUGGUAGUUCUGCGGAAACAGCUGGAUGAUGUCAAGUCCAUUAAUCUUCUCAUGUGCCAAAAAGUAAAGGAAACAGAAAUUGCCUUACAGAAUAAGACGGAGACUGUGUCUAUACUACAGGCUAAGUCAGAUCAGAUGGAUUCUGUAACAAAACUACAGGAGCAAAGACUUCAGAAAUCAGAAAAAGCCAGACAGAUGUCGGAGGAAAGCUUUCUGAAAAUGCAGAAGGAAUAUGACGCCAAAACAGAAACAUUGCAACUACAGAUUGAAAAGCUGAAUAAACAGAACUCCAGUUUAGAGCAAGAGCUAAAGUCUGAGAGAGAACAACACAAAAGUCUUCAACAGGAGCUUCACAAAGAGAAGGACUCUAACAAGUCCCUACAGGGCGAGCUACAGCAGUAUGCCCAGUUACAGAAGGAUUUUGAUAAAUUACUCCUGGAGAAGAAACAAUUGGAUAGUCUGUGCGAUGAACAGGAACAGGCAUUGCAGGAAAUGGGCCAGCACCUUAGCCAGUCAAAAUUAAAAAUGGAAGAUAUUAAAGAAGUCAACAAAGCACUUAAGGGUCAUUCAUGGCUGAAGGAUGAUGAAGCACGUGGGUGCAAACAGUGUAACAAAGAAUUCUCCAUUUCCAGGCGAAAGCAUCAUUGUCGAAACUGUGGCGAUAUCUUCUGCAACACCUGUUCCAGUAAUGAACUCUCACUGCCAUCAUACCCAAAGCCUGUCCGGGUGUGCGACACUUGCCAUAACUUACUGCUCCAAAGAUGUUCCUCAAAUUGUUCUUGAGAUUCCAUCUGGCUUCGCAAUUGUUUUUCUUUUUAAACAGUGUGGGGGGAAUCAAUUUUCUACGUAUAAAUAAUUAUUUUUGCUUGUUAAGAAUAUUAUAUAAAUGUGUAUUUUUCUGUUACUGUAUUCAUAAAAUUAAUAAUCACAAGCAAUGAAGUUAAUAAUCAAUUUUACUACUACGCAGCUCAAAAUAUUUUCUGUAUGUUUGUACUAAUAGUGAUAAAUCAUUCAAUUUCUGUACCUUAUAUUUCUGACAUGCUUUUAAAACCAUCUGAACUGUUCGUAAGAUACAUAGAGAAUAUUACCUUGUUUUUACAUCACUUAAAAAGUAAAAUUCUGAUCACAUUUGUUACAAAACAUUAUUUGAUAUCACAAAAGGAAAAAAAUAGAAAUUUGUCUACUGAUGAAUGAGAAUGUAUGUGGCUUUAUUUUCCAUUUGUUGUGGGCUUUAUUUAACUUAUCUGCCAGAACAUAGUACAUUUCCUUUGUGCUACACUGCUUUUUCCAUUCGCUACACAGAUUCUCUGCUAAUCUCCGGGUAUCACUGAAUAGUAUUAAGAGGUCUAUCUGUGUAAAAAUAUGUUAACUUUUUGCUGCAUAUUGUAUCACUUUGAUGUGAUAUAGCUUUGUUUAGUUUAAAAUCAUGUAUAAUUACCCUUCCUGCAAUGCGAUCUGGGAACCAGGGCUCCGGCGAUCCUCUGGAUUUGGUAAGGCUCUACCUUCUGCGCAUGCGCUGGCCACCUCAUAUCAGUGCAGCACUGGCAGUCAGGUGGAGGUGACUCAGGUUUAUGUAUCUGUCCGGUCACUUUACUAUAGUGGCAGCGGGGGUAGGAGCAGAGCGAGGGGGCAGUGAGGAGGAGGAGACCUGGUCUCAUUUGCUAUCACAGAAGGGGCAGGCAGAAGGCAGGGAGACGGCCAUCUUCACUGCUCUACUCCCCGUACAAGCCUCCUUAGGCCAUCCUGAGAUGACAAAUGUUUUAUGCUUCUAUGAAUUGCUCUCCCCAUACUACAGUAUGAGGAAGCGAUGCCUACAUCAAUCAGGGGACCUGCUGGAGAAAUCUGAGAUUUCUCCACGGUAACAAUUUUCUGAAUAGGACAAAGCAGUGAAAAGCCCUGUAAUCACUGAUAUAGGGCUUUUCACUGCUACAAGAAUAGACCCCUAAGUAAGAGAAUUUUCUCUAAAUGUGAAAACGUUUCUUACUGUUCAUACCAUAAGCAUAUUAAUGUUUUAAUCUAAUGCAACAUACAAUUAUAAACGUGAAAAAGGGAGCACAGCAGCUAAGAUGAAUGCUAAAUGGGUAUAGAAACAUAAAACCAUAGAAUUCUAUGGCAGAUAAGAACCACGUGGCCCAUCUAGUCUGGUCAUUGACUAGCAAGGGUUAACCACCGACCGCAUAUAGUUUUGCCACUAAUAGCGGAGACUCAAUGGUUCUCCGACAUCGAUGGGACAGAGGUGCAUGAUAUGUUUAGUUUUACAUAGUACAGGGACAUGGAGACUAGCUCCGCCCCCAAUGUGCCGUCUGCAAAGCCCCGCCUCCACCUCUGAUUGGCCUGGUGAGUAAUAGAGCAGGGAUGAACAUCAGUGAGCAAAGCCAUCGAUGGUUCCCCCCUCUUGAUGGUUUUGUACCAUCAAUGGUUUAAUUCACUGUUGGCCAUUCCUUAUGAUAAAAAUUAAACUAAAUUCAAAAAUAAACAAAGAGUUGAAAAGGUUGCAGAUUGCCAGUCUGUGCUCAAAUAUGGUAAAAUAAUGUUACUGUAUUGUUUGAGGUACAAAAAUAAUGCAACAAGCUAAGGCUCGGAAACUACUGAUACUGGAAUACUGAGUCAGUGUCACAAAUACUCCAGGCAAAUCAGACAAUAUGUAGUCAAUCUGCAAGCGUCAACAAAUGUCCUUAUCUAAGAAGCUUCCAGCUCCACUGGGGCCCGUUCUGGAUUGUUUUCGGGCAAAUAUCUGUGGAAUCUAUUUUUGACUUGUGACGUGAACGAUGACACUCAGUGCCUUAAGCAGUAGUGCUCGAUUGUGUAUUUUUCAUUGACCAUACCUAAUCCCCCUUAUAAUGACUAAUAUAAUGCAGUUCAGCAUAUUGCCGUAACUUUUUACCUUCACAAACUGUCUAUAGCCCAAAUCCCAUGGGGCUGUGAUUAAUAAUAAUUAAGGUUACUGUACAAUCAUGUGCGCACUGGUUUUGUUACACAAAAUAUUUUUGUAAUAAGCGCAGGAUGGGCAGCACUAGAAUAAAUAAUUGUCACUCACAAGUAAGAAAUGGUUUCAUGUCUUUAUUUUGAGCAAAUUACCCAGAUGAAGCCAACAUUUCAGAACAAACACAAGACCACUUUUUUUUUUUACACUGUUCCAUAUGGUUGUAUGUGUUCAGCAUUAUACACAAACAUCCCCAUGUCUCACAUCCAGUGCAUCUUCACCGUUUCAAGAAACGCGUUGCACCAAUUAAUGGUUAGUGGGCCUGAUUCAGAGAUUAAAUAAACAUACAUCUUGGAGCUAGCGUACAGUUGCUGAAGCAAUUGUAAGUUUCUCCGGCAGGGACCACAGGUUAUCCCCAGGAUAACAAGGGGAUAUGAUGGAGCGACAGCGAAUUUGCACCAAUUGGUCAAAGCUUUCUGGCCUCCCAGCAUGCAACUGGCCCGGCCUGUCCAUAUAUCCCUGGCUCAGGCAAAUCAGUUUUUUGUUUGGUGCGACAGGAGCCGGACCAUGGCCAGAGGGCUGCUGCUUUUUAGCAGCCAUAAGCUUUGUUAUUUUAUUGUUAUAGUCUUUCUAAAUUUUGUGUGAUCUUUCUAAACAGCGUCUUAUACGUACCUUAGAAAAAGUCGCUCCAACAACUCUCCACCGGGUUGCGACAAUGCUUACCCAUGAGUACAGUGCUGUUUCGGCAGGCGUCUGUGCCGGAUAUACUAGCAGGUCCAUCAGACGUUACCAGGCUGUGGCCGGAACACGGGGAGAAAGUAAGGCAUCGAUUCCACUUAGAUGAAAUACGGACACAGCCACACUGUUUUGGGAGGCGACUACCAAACGGUAGCUGACGCGGCUGCCACCCCAGGUGCUCCAGCUCUAGGCCUUAGGGAUUAUAGGCUCCAGGAAUAGUAUGAGGCCGCGAUCCCUAGGGUUGAUGUCAGCUGAGGGGAGUCAAACGCUCUCCUGAUCGCCCCUCCCCCCCGGUUCAUGACCAGUUUCCGUCGAGUCUCCCACCAUGAACUGUUUCCUCGCUUCCAUCCCAGACACUACCACGAGGGGACCCGGUUGCAGCAUAGGCAGCUGUAUGACCGGUGCAUCUGUGUUCACUGAGCGCUACCACGAGGGGACCCGGUCGCAGCAUAGGCUAACAUAUUUGAUCGAUCUUGGAAGCGGGGUGAGUCCCCCUGUAUCCCACUUUACUGUGUACGGGUAAUACAGCACUAAAUCUCUAUCUACCUUUUAAGUACGAAUAGUUAGAUAAGUGCCUAUUGCAUAUGAGUCUGUAUACUAUUACUGUUGUUUCUUUCGCAUUGCGUCUGAAUACUUUAGAUCUGUUAAAACAUGAUUCAAUAAAUGUGUUCUCCUACAUACUCAAAA
Molecule: messenger RNA, 5528 nt
Organism: Pseudophryne corroboree (corroboree frog)
Lineage: Eukaryota; Metazoa; Chordata; Amphibia; Anura; Myobatrachidae
Product: RUN and FYVE domain-containing protein 1-like
Exons: 18
Coding region: 161-1963 (600 amino acids)
Biological process (GO): protein transport; regulation of endocytosis
Cellular component (GO): intracellular membrane-bounded organelle; cytoplasm
Molecular function (GO): metal ion binding
Source: RefSeq, a predicted model, not a curated record